GGCGUUUUUUUUGUUUUGUUUUUUUAAACAUUCCCUCGGGAACAUAUCUUGUGACGAAGAGCUGCGAGUCAGUCUGACACCAAACGCGGAGCAAGACAGAGGAUCUCCAGAGACCAGACGAGCGCAAGCAGGGAUCAAGUGCGAGGAUAAGGAUAAACUCGCACAGACCCGUGAUCUUGCCUCUGUAGGAUUUUAAUCUUGUGCUUGUGAGUAAAGACCAAACUAAAGAGGGUUUCUUCCCUGUUUUCUUCCUUUCCUUCCUUCCUCUGGAGAACACUUUUCCUUUCCGAACUGUAGCACUAUGGAAGCUUUAAGUUCUAAACAGUCAAGUCCAGUUCUUGCUUUAGAAAUAUAUAUGUGUUUGUGUCGUUAGUUGAUUGAUUAGUUUAUGUCAGAGUGAUAACAAUGGUUGAACCAGUGGGAUUUGUGGAGGCAUGGAGAGCCCAGUUCCCAGAGUCUGAUCCCCCCUGCAUGGAGCUGAACUCACUGGGGGACAUUGAACAGGAGCUGGACAAAUGCAAGACAUCAAUCAGGCAGCUGGAGAAGGAAGUAAACAAGGAGCGCUUUCGGAUGAUCUAUCUGCAGACUCUGCUUGCAAAAGAGAGGAAGUCUUAUGAUGGGCAGAGAUGGGGAUUUAAAAGGCCGCCCCAUACAAGAGACGGAGACCUGCCCAGUGGCCCAGAGAGCCAGAGGUCCCACACAGAUGAGGCACCGGUGGUGGAGGAGCAGCAGCAGCAGAGAGGGCAUGUGAAGACUGUGAGGUGUAAACCACAUCCAGAAGGAGAGGUGGACGGUGCAUCCCCAGCCAAACAGAAAGGUGGGGUGUCACCCAUCCGCCAGGACUCAGAGAUUCCGGAUUUCCCAGUGGGCACAGGCUCAGUGGCAGCUCUGAGAUCCAACUUUGAGCGCAUCAGGAGAGCCAACUCUCACACAGCCGGGGAUGGCAGAGGGUUGGCAGUGGUGGGCGGCCAGGAGAAACCCUUCUAUGUGAACAUGGAGUACCACCACGAGCGAGGGCUGGUCAAAGUCAACGACAGGGAGGUCUCAGACAAGAUCAGCACCCUGGGCUGUCAGGCCAUGCAGAUUGAGAGAAAAAGGUCCCUGCAUUCCGUCCCAGGGAACCUGUCAGCUGCCACAGGGGACAUCAGCAAGGCUGUUCAAAGAGGCAGAUCCACUGACGGGAACUGCAGCUACAAUGGCUCAUAUGAUGACGUCGAGGUCAACCCACACUUUCAGAAGGAAAGUGUGAUCCGUUCCACCUGGGGAAAGUCUGAGCGACAGCCAGCUGAGUGCCAGCCUUACACCAGUGUGUAUGUUGGGGGAAUAAUGGCUGAUGGGGACACCCGAGUCAUCCACAUUAGGGACCACAGCAUAGAGGACGAUGCACACCUCACCUGGCCGAGGCGCUCCUACUCUCCCGGUAGCUUUGAUGACGUAGGAGGUGGCUACACACCAGACUGCAGCUCCAAUGAGAACUUAACAUCCAGCGAGGAGGACUUCUCUUCAGGCCAGUCCAGCCAUGUGUCUCCCAGCCCCACCACCUAUCAGAUGUACAGGGAGAAAAGCCGCUCACCCUCCCAGCACUCCCAGCAGUCCUUUGACAGCAGCAGCCCACCCACACCUCUCUCACAGAACCAUCUGAAGCAGCAGGUGAUGAUUUCUGAGGCCUCCAUCAUUGGGGUCCAUAAAACGGGCCAGAUCUGGCCCGGUGAUGGGGACUCUACCACGUCUAGCAGGACCUCUCAUGACAACAGUGUUCAAGGAGAUUUGGAGGCUCCCUACAACGAGACCCCUCCGUCAUAUGGAUAUGACCUGGAGCACUCAGAAGAGCACCAACCUCACCACGACCCUCUGUGCUACACUGGAUCUCCUUCCUCCUCACCACGGCUCCGCUCAAAAAGCCGGAGCAGCCGAAACACCCAGUCCUCCGGCUCUCUGGAAUCCACGCUGUCGGUGGAGUUGGAUCAAGAGAAGGGGCUGGAGAUGAGAAAAUGGGUUUUGUCAGGAAUCCUGGCCAGUGAGGAGACCUACCUCAGCCACCUGGAGGCCCUACUGAUACCCAUGAAGCCUCUGAGGGCCGCAGCCACAACUUCCCAGCCGAUGCUGACCAUCCAGCAGAUAGAGACCAUCUUCUUCAAAGUACCAGAGCUUCAUGAGAUCCACAAGGACUUCUACGACGCUCUGCUGCCCCGAGUCCAGGACUGGAGCCACCAGCAGUGUGUGGGCGACCUCUUCCAGAAACUGGCCAGCCAGCUCGGAGUGUACCGGGCCUUUGUGGAUAACUAUAAGGUUGCUGUGGAGACGGCGGACAAGUGCUGCCAGGCAAACGCUCAGUUUGCAGAGAUAUCUGAGAAUCUCAAGGUCAAAAGCACAAAGGACUGCAAAGAGCAGGCGGCUAAAAAUUCACUGGAAACGCUUCUCUACAAGCCUGUGGACAGAGUGACACGAAGCACACUUGUUCUGCAUGACCUCCUGAAGCACACGCCCUCCAGCCACCCAGACUAUCUGUUGCUACAAGACGCCCUGCGCAUCUCCCAGAACUUCCUGUCCAGUAUUAAUGAAGAGAUCACCCCGCGGAGACAGUCCAUGACAGUUAAGAAGGGAGAGAACCGUCAACUGCUGAGGGAUCGUUUCAUGGUGGAACUGGUCGAAGGUUCCAGGAAACUCCGUCACGUCUUCCUCUUCACCGACCUGCUGCUCUGCACCAAGCUGAAGAAACAGGCUGCAGGGAAAGGGCAACAGUAUGACUGUAAGUGGUACAUUCCACUGGCUGACCUGACAUUCCAGACCAUCGAGGACUGUGAGUCCAACCCCAUCCCUCUGGUCCAGGAUGAGGAAAUUGAUGCGAUGAAGAUUAAGAUCUCCCAGAUCAAGAAUGAGAUCCAAAGAGAAAAGAGAACCACCAAGGGACCCAAGGUGAUUGAGCGUUUGAGGAAGAAGUUGUCAGAGCAAGAGUCUUUGCUGCUUCUCAUGUCGCCCAACAUGGCGUUCAGAGUAGCCAACAGAAAUGGAAAGGGUUUCACAUUUCUGAUCUCCUCUGACUAUGAACGUGCAGAAUGGAGGGAGAUUAUUCGAGAGCAGCAGAAGAAGUGUUUUAAAAGCUUCUCUUUGACCUCUCUGGAGCUGCAGAUGCUCACUAACUCGUGUGUGAAGCUCCAGACUGUUCACACUAUUCCAAUGACCAUGAAUAAGGAAGAUGAUGAAUCUCCUGGUUUAUAUGGCUUCCUGAAUGUCAUUGUCCACUCUGCAUCGGGGCUCAAACAGAGCUUAAACCUUUACUGCUCUCUGGAGGUGGAUUCUUUUGGCUACUUUGUCAACAAAGCCAAAACACGAGUGUACAGAGACUCUACAGAGCCCAACUGGAACGAGGAGUUUGAGAUUGAACUGGAGGGCUCUCAAACUCUGAGGCUGCUCUGUUAUGAGAAGUGCUACAACAGAACCAAGCAAAGCAAAGAGGACGGAGAGAUCACAGACAAGAUCAUGGCAAAAGGACAGAUAAAGCUGGAUCCCCAGACACUGCAAAAUAAAGACUGGCAGAGGACAGUCAUCGCCAUGAAUGGGAUUGAGGUGAAGCUCUCGAUGAAAUUCGCCAGCAGAGAGUUCAGCCUGAAGAGGAUGCCUUCACGGAAACAAUCCGGUGUCUUUGGAGUGAAAAUCAAUGUAGUAACUAAACGAGAGCGCUCCAAAGUUCCCCUCAUUGUGAGACAGUGCGUGGAGGAGAUUGAGAGACGAGGGAUGGAGGAAGUGGGAAUCUACCGAGUGUCUGGCGUCGCAACUGACAUCCAGGCGCUGAAGGCUGCAUUUGAUUCAAACAACAAGGACGUGUCUGUCAUGAUGAGGGAGAUGGACGUAAACGCCAUUGCUGGAACACUGAAGCUGUAUUUCCGCGAGCUGCCGGAGCCUCUUUUCACUGAUGAGCUGUACCCCAACUUUGCUGGAGGCAUUGCUCUGUCUGACAGUGUGGCCAAGGAGAGCUGCAUGCUCAACCUGCUGCUGUCUCUACCAGAGCCCAACCUGGUCACCUUCCUCUUCGUGCUUGACCACUUAAAAAGGGUGGCUGAAAAUGAGAGCAUCAACAAGAUGUCUUUGCACAAUCUGGCCACAGUUUUUGGUCCCACUUUGCUUCGGCCCUCUGAAAAAGACAGCAAAAUCUCAAACAGCUCACAGCCGAUCUCCAUGAACGACAGCUGGUCUCUAGAGGUCAUGGCUCAGGUUCAGGUCCUUCUCUACUUCCUUCAGCUGGAGAGCAUUCCAACACCUGACAGUAAACGUCAAAGCCUUCUAUUCUCUACUGAAGUAUAGCAGGAAUAUCAUGCACUUGUCCAC
This is a messenger RNA of Xiphias gladius (swordfish), 4326 nucleotides long. Its product is annotated as PH_BCR_vertebrate and RhoGAP_Bcr domain-containing protein. The transcript is spliced from 24 exons. Lineage: Eukaryota; Metazoa; Chordata; Actinopteri; Istiophoriformes; Xiphiidae. Gene Ontology annotation, molecular function: GTPase activator activity; protein serine/threonine kinase activity; guanyl-nucleotide exchange factor activity. The record is from RefSeq and is a predicted model, not a curated record. Bases 406 to 4302 code for a protein of 1298 amino acids. Gene Ontology annotation, cellular component: membrane. Gene Ontology annotation, biological process: positive regulation of GTPase activity; intracellular signal transduction; protein phosphorylation.